Molecule: messenger RNA, 3246 nt
Organism: Penicillium brevicompactum
Lineage: Eukaryota; Fungi; Ascomycota; Eurotiomycetes; Eurotiales; Aspergillaceae
Product: GTPase RIA1
Exons: 6
Coding region: 1-3246 (1081 amino acids)
Biological process (GO): cytosolic ribosome assembly
Cellular component (GO): ribonucleoprotein complex; cytosol
Molecular function (GO): ribosome binding; GTPase activity; GTP binding
Source: RefSeq, a predicted model, not a curated record
AUGCCUGUGGUGAAUGUCGACCAGCUGGUCCGCCUGCAGCGGAAGCCAGAGGACAUAAGAAAUAUCUGCAUUCUAGCCCACGUCGACCACGGCAAGACGUCUUUGACUGAUAGUCUCAUUGCCACCAAUGGUAUUAUCUCACCCAAACUGGCGGGCAAGAUCCGCUACCUGGACUCUCGUCCAGAUGAACAGCUUCGAGGUAUUACGAUGGAAUCUUCGGCCAUCUCAUUAUUCUUCUCUAUGCUGCGCCGACCAAGCCCAGAAGCCGCGCCAGUCCCCAAGGAAUAUCUGAUUAAUCUGAUCGAUUCGCCCGGACAUAUCGAUUUCAGCAGCGAAGUUUCAACAGCCUCCCGUCUUUGCGAUGGAGCUGUCGUUCUUGUUGAUGCAGUUGAGGGUGUCUGCAGUCAGACUGUAACUGUGCUGCGACAGACCUGGGUUGAACAAUUGAAGCCGAUCCUUGUUGUCAACAAGAUGGAUCGCUUAAUCACUGAACUAAAAAUGAGCCCUGCUGAGGCGUUCUCGCAUUUGAGUCGUCUUCUUGAACAGGUCAAUGCCGUCAUUGGAAGUUUCUACCAGGGCGAGCGCAUGGAGGAUGAUUUGCAGUGGCGCGAACGUAUGGAAGAUCGCAUUAACACUACCUCUCGUGAUUCGGACCGAAAGAAACAGUCGGCAGACGACGAAUCAGCAUCGGUGAUCACAGAGGCCACAGAGGCCACAGAAUUCGAGGAGCGUGAUGACGAAGAUCUCUACUUUGCUCCCGAGAAGAAUAAUGUCAUUUUCUGCAGUGCUGUCGAUGGCUGGGCUUUCACAAUCCGACAGUUUGCUACGAUCUAUGAAAAGAAGCUUGGCAUCAAACGCACAGUUCUGGAGAAAGUUCUCUGGGGUGAUUAUUACUUGGAUCCUAAGACUAAGCGUGUUUUGGGAGUGAAGCAUUUGAAGGGUCGAGCUUUAAAGCCUAUGUUUGUUCAAUUGGUCUUGGACAGCAUCUGGGCAGCAUAUGCAGCCACCACAGGUGGAGAUAAAGGCAAAGGAGACCCAGUGUUGCUGGAAAAGAUCACUAAAUCCCUCAACAUUAAUAUCCCGCCUUAUAUUCUUCGCUCUCGCGAUCCGAAGAACAUUAUGACUACCUUAUUCUCUCAAUGGCUACCUCUAUCCACUGCUCUGCUGGUGUCCGUCAUUGAGUAUCUUCCCAGUCCACCUGCCGCUCAAACUGCACGACUACCAGAGAUGAUCAAGACCUCUCCCGGGUCUGCUUUCAUCUCCGAAGAUAUCAAGAAGGCCAUGGUUGAGUUUAAGACCGGCCCUGAAGAGCCUGUUGUGGCGUACGUCAGCAAAAUGGUUGCGAUUCCAGAGAGUGAACUCAUGGCGAGCAAAAAGCGCAGUGGAGGUGCCAUGACCGCGGCCGAAGCUAUGGAGCUCGCCCGCAAAAAGAGAGAGGAAAUUGCAAAGAUGCAGGCCGAGGCUAAGGAAGGACAGACCGAUGACUUCGAGCGCAUGACAUCAGCCUUCGAGAACACCAACUUGAUCACCGAGACAGAUGAUGAAGAAGUUCAGGCGGGUGAGAAGGAGGAAGAUCCUGAUCACCUCAUUGGCUUUGCUCGACUUUACUCGGGCACCAUCUCUGUCGGAGACGAGAUCUAUGUGCUUCCUCCCAAGUUCUCACCGGCCAACCCCCAUGCCAACCCCGAGCCCAAGAAGGUCACAGUCACAGACUUGUACUUGCUCAUGGGCAGAGCUCUCGAGCCUCUCCAGUCAGUCCCAGCUGGUGUAGUAUUCGGUAUUGGAGGUCUUGCAGGUUACGUACUCAAAACAGGCACGCUCUGUAGCCAAAUCGAGGGCAGCAUCAACUUGGCUGGUGUCUCUUUGAGCACGCCACCCAUUGUCCGAGUGGCAUUGGAGCCGAUGAACCCAGCUGAUCUUGGCAAGAUGGUCACUGGUCUACGUCUACUCGAGCAGAGUGAUCCAUGUGCACAGUACGAACAGCUCCCCAGUGGCGAGCACGUUAUUUUGACGGCUGGCGAACUUCAUCUGGAGCGCUGUGUCACAGAUCUUCGCGAGAGAUUCGCCCGCUGCGAAAUUCAAACUGGUGAGGCCAUCGUGCCGUACCGUGAAACAAUCGUCCAUGGCCCUGAGAUGGCUGCGCCCAAGAACCCAGACCUGGGUCGUGGAGCUGUCCUGUCUGUUUCCGCCUCUAAGCAGAUGACCCUUCGUUUGCGUGUAGUGCCGAUUCCUGAAGCCGUGACGGAAUUCCUUACCAAGCAAGUCGGAACCAUCAAGCAGCUCCAACUAGAGAAGCGGUCUGAAUCCGAAGGAAAGACAGACGCCGAAAAGGAAGCCGAAGCCGUCGUCGACGGAACUGGUGAGGCGCCCGAGGGUCAAAUCCUUUCCAAGCAAGAGUUCCGCGAAGGACUAGACAGGGUCUUCAACGACGAAGUCAAAGAAGACAAGGAACUUUGGAAGAACGUCGUCGACCGAAUCACUGCGUUCGGCCCCCGCAGAGUCGGCCCCAACAUCCUCGUCGACGCAACAGCUGUGAACACCUGUGAUAAAUUCUUGGCCGACGACAUCAAGCAACAGAUCGCCGGAGACAAUCACCAAGCUCUACUCGUGCGCGACUUCUGCGAUAAAAUCGCCUAUGCCUUCCAACUCGCCACAGGCCAAGGCCCUCUCUGCCAAGAGCCCAUGCAAGGCGUAGCCGUCUUCCUCGAAGAGCUUUCCGUCCAAUCCAACGCAGGCGAUGAACUCGACAUGGGUCGUCUGACCGGUGAAUCCAUCCGACUCGUCCGCGAAGGCAUAUCCGCCGGAUUCCUAGACUGGAGCCCCCGUAUCAUGCUCGCCAUGUACAGUUGUGAGAUCCAAGCCACAACCGAGGUUCUAGGUCGCGUUUACGGAGUGAUUACCCGUCGCCGAGGCCGCAUUCUCUCCGAAGUGAUGAAGGAAGGAACUCCUUUCUUCACUAUCUUGGCUCUUCUGCCUGUGGCUGAAUCCUUUGGGUUUGCUGAAGAAAUUCGCAAGCGGACUUCUGGUGUUGCGCAGCCGCAGCUUAUCUUUGCAGGCUUUGAGGCGCUUGAUGAGGAUCCUUUCUGGGUUCCUGCUACUGAGGAGGAGUUGGAGGAUCUGGGUGAGCUUGCUGAUAAGGAGAAUGUUGCGAAGAGGUAUAUGGAUGCUGUCAGGACUCGGAAGGGCUUGGUUGUGCAGGGAAGGAAGUUGAUUGAUGCUGAGAAGCAGAAGACGCUGAAAAAAUGA